AUAUUAAUAUAUUAUUAAUACGCAACGAUUUCUGAUCAUCCUAAUUCUAUUUCAAAUCAUAAAACCACUAUAUUUCACUAGCUAUACUUAUUCUUGAUAAUCUAACGACAAAAUUCAAGAUUCUACCGACAUCUAUCGCUUCUCUAAGUUAUUGAAUACAACUUUUCGUUACAAUGACGAUAUGCGUGGAUAACAACAUGUAACGAUAGCGACAAUGUCGUUAAAAAAAAGUUAAAGACGCAACCAGAUUCCUUUAAAUAAUUUGUUCCGAUGCACCGUAUUCAAAGAUGACAGCCGAUCUGUCAAUUCUUUAACAGCUUCACGACAGUUCAUUCGAAAAAUGCUUCAUAUUUCUCAGUGUAACCUCUGUUAUUGUAUGUUUCGAUUUUUUCUACUGAACAAUAAAUUGAAAUCUGUCUUAUUUAUGUAAACCGUUUUUGAAAAUAAAAGGUAAAUUUAAUGAUCCCAUGGAUGCGUGAUCAAAUAGCAGAAGCCUGGCAUAACAGAAAAAGUUCAAGGACUGCCGAUAGGCGGUCCUUGGCCCUUUCUUCUGUCAGCACAGGCAAUCCUGCAAGCAACAACACCAUGCUUACACCAUUACCUACCUCACCAGAAAGCUUUUCUGUCAAUGUUAUCAGCAUAGAGGGCAAUAUAUUGGAUGUGACGGUAAAACCAGAUUUUACUGUAGAAAAUGUUAAAAAAAUAGCAGUGAUACAUUUUUAUGGUCAAGACACGACUAAAUCCAUUUCACGCUACCGCCUAGUUCAUUCAUCCAAAUUUAAGCAGCUUGUGGAUGAAAAUUAUAUCGAUGAUGAGGAUAUCAAUGAAUAUGAUGAAUUAUUAUUAGUAGAAAUUCGAUCGAAUAUUGUACAAGAGAAUCUUUCAGAUGAAGCUCUUAAGGGUCCAAAUCUAGAAGCAAUAGCUCAAGCUACAAGAGGUUUAUCUAGUCAAAAUGUUAAAUCUAAACCUGUACCAUCUACAGAAUGUCCUGCAGAUAAUGAAAUUCGUAAGAUUUUAAUAACUCUUGUGCAAGCAUCUGCAAAAAUUUUAAUGCAUAGUCCAGAUGCUGGAAAAUUAUACGAUAUCAUUAAGGAAAAACUGGAAGCCAGAUGUAAGCCCACUAAUGAUCCAAAAGUUGUAAAAACUCUUAUAGAAAUGGGCUACUCUCACAAGAAAGUUUUCAAAGCAUUGCGUCUUCGAAAAUCAAAUAUGACAGAAGCUUUAGAAUGGCUUAUAGAACAUCAGGAUGAUUUAGACUAUGAAGAUGACGAAACAGAUUUUUUAUCUAUGGAUACAACAACGGACGAAAAUGUUGCAGGUCCCAGUUCUUCAGUGAGCACUAAGAAAAAAUCGUUAAAAGAUGCAUGCAUUGAACUCUUUGAAACAGAUCACGAUAAAAACGAAAAAAAUCUAAUGCAUAUUAUAGAAUUAUUGUUAGAAAGUUUUCGACAAUAUAAGAAAAUGGAAUUUAAACCUAAUAAGAGAGCAAUGCGGUCGCUCGUGGAAAUGGGUUUUGAUGAAAAGAAUGUUAUCGGAGCAUUGAAAAUUACUGGAAAUGAUCAGGCCAAUGCUUGUGAAUGGUUACUGGGUGAAAGAAGACGUAGCUUACAAGACUUGGAUGAAGGCUUGGAAUUUGAUGGUCCGAUUUAUAAAGCAAUUAUGAGCAAUUCUCACAUUCAGCUUAGUCUUACAAAUCCUAAAAUGUUACUUGCAUACUUAUCAAUGAUAGAAACACCUGCAUCGACAAAUGUAUGGAUUAAUGAUCCUGAAGUUUCACCUGUCCUUAGCCAAAUAUCUAAGACAUAUCAUGCUGAAAAACAUGCCAUCCACAUGAAUCGUUAUACCUAGCGCUAUUGUGAAACUUAUUUAAGUCUCUGUCAAACAUCGAUAUUUUUAUAUAAAUUUACAAGUAAUUCUCGCAGAGAUUUGGAAUAUCAGUCACCAAUUAGUAAUUACCUGUAAAAUUAUUGCUUGCUCAUAUACAAUU
Formica exsecta is the source of this 1987-nucleotide messenger RNA. It is a transcript of the gene Kpc2, whose product is annotated as ubiquitin-associated domain-containing protein 1. Bases 460 to 1848 code for a protein of 462 amino acids. The transcript has 9 exons. NCBI's taxonomy places the organism in Eukaryota, Metazoa, Arthropoda, Insecta, Hymenoptera, Formicidae. Gene Ontology annotation, molecular function: protein binding. The record is from RefSeq and is a predicted model, not a curated record.